This is a messenger RNA of Symbiodinium pilosum, 5751 nucleotides long. The record is from the annotation of a GenBank genome assembly. NCBI's taxonomy places the organism in Eukaryota, Dinophyceae, Suessiales, Symbiodiniaceae.
AUGGAGCCGCCGCAUUGGGUGUCGGUAUGCCGGCCGCCACCGUGUGAUGAGUCCGAUGUAAUUGGGUCAACGGCUAGGAUGAGCCAGUUUGUGGCCGCCUGGCCAAACCUUUCUCCUCUCGCCUACAGUCAGCCAGACGCAGAGGCACUUCCGAUCGCGCAACGGAUCCUGGAGACGGGCAGCCUACCUCCAUUUGUUCCACCGCGGCUUGUCUAUCGCCUAAACGUGUGGCUGCUGGGCCCCUCGCCAGACUCUCCAGAAGUUGACCAGCAGGGCAGAGUCCUGUCCUUGAACGAGGAGGACCUCAAGGCUCGCAGCCAAGAGCCGCUGGGUGACUUGCUCUACCGCCAGCAUGAUCUGCCGCCUAGUGCCUUUCCGGAGCCACAUGCAGAUGUGACGGUGCAGGAAAUCAAGUGGUGCUUGCCAGCCCUGCUUCCUGACAAAAUGUUCCGCUGCACGGUGGAAGCUCGCUUCGAGACGAAUGCCUCUGUUCAUUGGUGGACCCCCUUGAUGCAGUCGGAGGAGUUUGUUGUGGAGCGGGUGCCUCCUCCAGCGCCUCCCGAUCUUGCCCCGGUGUCGGAGCUUCCUACGCCACAGCUGGACAAGUUGCUGGCACGCCGAGCUCCAGGUUCUAUGACGUACGUUGUAGUGCGCUGGCCCUGGCGGGUGCUGGGCAGACCGGUGGAUGUUCUUCGGGAGGCAUGCCAUGUUCUGGAGUUCUGUCCAAGCGAGGCGCGGCAAUCCUUAAGGGAUCCAACUUCCAAGCCGCUCGACCCAAAGGGCGAGACUGUUGUACUUGGUCGGGCCACAGGGCCUUGGAAGGAGCCAAAGGCGCAACAGGUUUGUUUCGCCAACUUUGAGAAGGGUGAGGUCUGGUUCGAACUCCCAGAUGAGGCGACGGAGGAAGCAAACUGGGUGCCACUUCUAAUUGCGAGCGGUCUCUGGACCUCAAGCGACCAUAGCAGCGAGCCUCGCUCAGUUCAUCUACGCUGGCGGCUCCGAGCAGGCCAGUCAGCUAUUGCCGAGACGAACACGGCAUUGCACUACAGUGCCGCUACUGGGCCUGUGCGAAGCUUUGUGGCGAAACCGUCCGUGUCAUCCCUGCAGCUUGUGGUUCCACAACGGGCUUCACGCCUGACAGGGUCUUUGCGCUGGACAGCCUGGGAAGGAGCGGUGAAGCACCAAUUUUGCUAUCGCCUGCUCACCCAACAGAAGAAGAAAAAACGGCACCACCGAGGAAUGCAGCUGCUCAAGUCCUCUACAACUCUUUCAGAGGACUCGGAAUCGUCUGAUCAGACGGAAGAUGCAAGCCCGUCCACUAACCCGCUUGCUCAGGCUUCACAUCUGCAUCCUGUCACAGGAUGGCUGGAGCUUCCCCCGAUCAUGGACGACGUCAAGCGCUGGCGAAUGACGACUGAGGCAAGCAGCGAAUCUGAGUUGCUGCGCGAGCCUGAUGAAGCUUCGCUGCUUGCCGAAUUCACUCGGCGGCUUUCACCUCCGGAGUGGCAGCGGCUUGCCUGGCGCCACUACCACCUUCAGCAGGAGGCACCGAUCCACGUCAUGCCAUUUUUGCUGGUGUCACAGGUGAAGGAAACUGUCCACACUGAUCUUGAGGGAGUCUGUUGGCGACGUAACGCUUUGGUUGCUGAGGGGGAGUCGGCAAUGGAGUUCACCAGCCAGCGGGUUCCAACCUUCUACAUCAGUCCGAAGUUUGCCCAGUCAGGCAGGGCCUUCUGCCUCAGUGACCUUGCAUCAAGUUGGUCAGAGUGGUCAGCGCCAUCAGACCCGGCUGGCAUGGUGCCACCCAUUCCAACACUCUCCGCGCCUGUCCGCCUAAUCUUUAAUCGACGCGAGCCAACCAUUGCUCGAGUGGUCUGGAGCGGCUGUGAGCCGCUUGAGGGAUACGAGCACCUGAUGGAUAGCAUCGAGUACUUGUUGUAUCUAAGCAUCGAUGAGGAAAGCGGUCGCGAGUUCAUCCAGGCGUUCAUAGUUCUGGGUGGUAAGUUGGCAACAAGAUGUAGGAUCCUGGAGGUUCUUGUCAUGGCAAUUGAAGAGCUGGGACAGAGAGCAGAAGAGUUUACCUUGCUGACGGAUCGUGCGGAGGGAGUUGAGACGCCAACCUUCGACUUUGAGAACCUGUUCACAGACCGAAGCCAGCUGAUUUCUCAGAUGCGGACCGUCAGCGCCGAGGGGGAUGACAGCGGGUUCUCCGCCGGCUACGGUCACCGGGUUCGACUUGCUGGUCAGCGGGCCGUAUCCUUGAGACACGACAGGUUGAAGCCCCAUUGCCUACACCGCAUCUCUGUUUGCGUCCGCUGCGCCGUGGAGGGUUUGCCGGAGCCGGACUGGCAGCGCUUGAAGCCUCCUUCUCGGCCUUGCGCAGUCGGCAUCGGCCCGGCUGCAGGCCUCGCCUACUUCUACAACUUGGAACGGUUCAAGUUUGAUGCGGAGCAGCGGCAGGAUUGCAUACACCAGAUGCAGAAUAUGCGCUUGGCGCAGUGGGGCCUCUUUCGUGAAGAUGUCAGGGAUGUCUUCCAACUUUCAACAUCCAACAUGGACAACUACAUCUUAGUUGGGGCGCUUAUUGUGACGGCCGUCAUGAACUUCAUAUUUGUUGGCUAUCCAGAAUUCCCUUUAGAGCCUCGCUGGCUUCUAGUGCUGUGGAACAACUGCGUUUUUGCCUGCAUUUUCUUUGGGUUGGUUAGCGUGUGGCUGGCUAUGCAUGGAUCCAUUGCACAGCGCUCCGCCAAAGUGAAGAUUCUCACGCAAGCGGUGCGUCCACCAGUCCCAAGCCUGAAAGACAUCGAGUCAGCCAUGCGUUCCCAGGAGCGAUUUGAGAGUGACGGAGCCGGUCGCUACUUCCAGCCUCCUGCUUUUGCCAUUCCCUUCGCAUUGGCGGAAAAGGACGAGAUUCCGAAGUCGGAGCCUUCCUCAGUGGAUCCCGGUGUGCGGACGUUGCCUACCGGGUCUGGCGUAAGUCAAAGAAAGGGCCGUGCUCGCCCCAAAUCCCAAAAGGAGGAACCCGUGGAUUGGCUGUCGGAUGCACCGUUUGCCGGUGAAGAGGUUCUGCAACAUCUGCAGACGGUGGACAAUGGAGGUCCUGGGCGAAGUGCGGUGAUGCACUCGCACUUCUGGAUGCUACGAAGGGUCCAGCGGGGAUACGCAUGCUUCGAUGCAUACGCCCGCAUUGGAUUGGUACUGGCUGCUCAGCACAUGCUGUUGGUCUGUGCGUACUACUCAUUGGGUCACUUCAUGUCAAAAAUGGACAAUUGGCCGAUACCAGCGCAGAAUCCAGGUGCAGCCUGGUUGUCUCUGAUCGCAGGUGCGUUCUGCACCACCACACUUUUUAAACUGGACCUCUUCUGUGGUCCAAAGUACAGGAAUCUUGUGCAGCUGUGUCUGGUAAUUCCACCAGCAUUAUCAGGCCUCGCAAUUCACCUUGCAGCUUCCAGAACCAAUCAUGGCAGGGGCGGUGUGCGUGCAUGCGAUCAAGUCGUGCCAGCUUGGGCGCCCUGGGCUUUGGCAAUACUGGCGUGCGGAGGCCACAUGCUUUGGAUGUGGGUGAUUUUACGAGUGUCGGCACCCCGCUUGGAAAGCUCCGGCCUUCCAUUGUCCUUUCGAUCUACGGUAUACUUGGAUGUGUUUGGUUGGCAUAGCAGACACUUCAGCGCGGCUGCUGUUCGAACAGCCGUUGACUGCGCUCAUUGGGAGAACCCAGAGAAGAUGCUUUAUGAGAUUGCAGAGAGGCGUCCAGACCACAAGUGUUUGGUGGCCACGCAUAGGGAAGCCAAACACCUUGUGAGUGUCCUGUCCCAGCUUGUGACAGCAGAAAUGUCAGCACAUCUGUCCCAGGAAGAGAGUGAAGAUUUGCAGCAGUUGCGCUUUACCUUGGAUGAGCACCUGCGAGACCUGGAAACGCAAAUGGCAAUGCCUGCACAUGCUGGACGACAGUCUGACGGGUGGGAGAGACGAGGUCAAGAGGCCGUGCCUGCUUGGCUGCAGAGCUCGUUCCUGGAAGGCGACAACGAGGAGGUCUACUGGAUUGACUGCCGAUCGGGACAGGUCGUUUGGUCAGUGCCAGAGGCUGGUCAGAUCAUUGAUCUCUUCCGUCUCAGCACAUCCUUGGAGGAGCUGCAGCUUCGCAUCGACCAAUCACCAAGGAGCUCGCAGGAGCCCAUUCUGGCAGCAGAAGCAUUGCCCUUUGAGCUUAUGCCGGAGAACCCAGACGUGGAGGUCAGCAGCAGCCUGCUGCCAUGGAAGUGCGUUCGCUUAUCCUGUUUGGCUCAGAUGGGAGUUUGGCUUGCCACCAUUGCUGUGCUGCUUUUUGACCCGAAGUACUAUGACUCAGCCAGAGCGCCCAGAGAGAUGUAUGACAGCAUUGCAUUGCAAGUCGUUCAGACAGACUGGCCGCAUGAUUUCUUUCGACCUUCCGCGCUUGCUUGCAGCGCAUCCGGCCGACAUUUGAUGCUGGGAGAUCAAUUCGCGAUCUUUAAGGCAGAGCUUGAGCUUUUGGGUGAACAUUCCGAUGAGUCCGCGGUGGAACGGAUGGAGGAGGAAGCUAGCCGCAACCACACUCAUGAGAGAAUCAGCCUGAAAACAAUCACGCUGGAAAUGGCAGUGCCAACAACUGAGAUUGACUUUGCCUUCAAAAGCUUUGGCUUUCUUCCUGGCAAGAACAAGCUGCUUCUGUUAAAUCAAGGCGGGACUGAGAUCACCGAGUAUUCCUUGCACGGCCACAGGUAUGUGAAGACAUGGAAGCUGAGCCCGACAUUGCCGCACAAGCGGCUUGAGACUAUCCAACCGGUGGAGGGGCAGGAGACUCUUCAAUGCGCCAGAGACGGUUCAGGCUUUAUGAAUGCUGGCUGGCUUGUUUACGCAGCAACGGACUCUGGACAGGUCGUCACCUUGUGCCCCACACAUCGGAAUGAGCUACAUCCACUACAUAUGGUUAUCUCGCUAAGAAGUCGCCGCCCUUCGCAGGAAGUCGUUGAAGUUGUCGACUCUCACACAGGAACCACCAAGGCCUCAGCCCAGACCGUCAUUGGCGUGUAUCAUGAUCCCAGCACCGGAUACAUCUGGCUGUUGAACACCAAUACUGAGGGUAUGGCCGAGGUCGUCGUCUUUGACUCAGAGCGUCCCAAGGCAACCUGGGGGGCGGGCAAGGAUUUCUUAUUGCUGCAGCUGCUGAUACUGACCGUGCUGGUCAAGUCGGAGGUCCUGAACUUUGGUUCCUUGAAGACAUCGGGCUUUCCGAGAGACACAGCCAACACCGAUUGUGGACAGACCGUGAACAGAGAACGAGACAAAGAUGUCCCGAUUCCGGAAGCUCGAUUUGGCCGGUUUCUCCACACGCCCUGCAUCCUGCUGAAAUGUGAAAUGUUUGCGAAGACAAACAAGAACGACGCAGACAAGGAUCACAGCGUGGUGAUCGACUGCAGGCCUGCCGGCGGGACUGAUGAGGACUACCGGCAGAUUCCCUUGGAGAACUCAGUCUUUUGCCAGCCCGUGGAGCAUGGACCCUGCCGCUUGAUUUACAAUUUGCCUUUCCUGCGCGCUGAGAUACGCACUCGUAACGUGGUCAUGAAUGACGUGUCAGCAGCCAGCAUCCCCUUCUUUGCAGUGCCUCCUCUGACUGUUCAGCAAGCCAAAGGGCCCUCAAUCCAACUUGUGGAGGGCAAGGCCGCGUGGGAACGGUUGCGGUACCUGAAUUCAUCUGGAAAGGGUUUGCUUCUGGACUGCCUCCAAAUGUAG